GCCGGCAGCUUUAGUGUGAGCACCCGGUUGUGUCCUUAGUGUUUGGUCAUCUUCUGUACUAUGUCUGCAGUCUCUGGUCAUCUCCCGUACUGUGUCCACAGUCUCUGGUCAUCUCCCGUACUGUGUCCACAGUCUCUGGUCAUCUCCUGUACUAUGUCCACAGUCUCUGGUCAUCUCCUGUACUGUGUCCGCAGUCUCUGGUCAUCUCCCGUACUGUGUCCGCAGUCUCUGGUCAUCUCCUGUACUGUGUCCGCAGUCUCUGGUCAUCUCCUGUACUGUGUCCGCAGUCUCUGGUCAUCUCCUGUACUGUGUCCGCAGUCUCUGGUCAUCUCCUGUACUAUGUCCGCAGUCUCUGGUCAUCUCCCAUACUGUGUCCGCAGUCUCUGGUCAUCUCCUGUACUGUGUCCGCAGUCUCUGGUCAUCUCCCGUACUGUGUCCGCAGUCUCUGGUCAUCUCCCGUACUGUGUCUGCAGUCUCUGGUCAUCUCCUGUACUAUGUCCGCAGUCUCUGGUCAUCUCCCGUACUGUGUCCGCAGUCUCUGGUCAUCUCCCGUACUGUGUCCGCAGUCUCUGGUCAUCUCCCGUACUGUGUCUGCAGUCUCUGGUCAUCUCC
Staurois parvus is the source of this 612-nucleotide messenger RNA. Lineage: Eukaryota; Metazoa; Chordata; Amphibia; Anura; Ranidae. The record is from the annotation of a GenBank genome assembly.